AUGGCCGAGGAGGAUCCAAUGGAGACGCUUAUAGAGGAAGAACUCAGUUCUUUAUCCUUCAGCAGCGAGGACAGCGAGGACGGGUGGCGGCGUCCGACGGGGCUGCUGCUGUGGCCGGAGGAGCAGCGGCCGCUGAUGGAGCGCGAGCGGCGCCGGCCGCCGCAGGCGGUGGGCAGCUACGUGCUGGGCGACAUCCUGGGCUGCGGCGGCUACAGCAAGGUCAAGGACGCCGUGCACACCGGCACGCUCGCGCGCCGCGCCGUCAAGAUCGUCCGCAGGAGCUGCCUGCGGCGCAUCCCGUUCGGCGAGCAGAGCGUGCGGCGCGAGACGUGCCUGCUGGGGGCGCUGCGCCACCCGCACGUGCUGCGCCUGCACGAGGUGCUGGCCCAGCUGCACCCCGACAAGGCCUUCCUCGUGCUCGACUACUGCCCGCUCUCCCUGCAGGCGCUGCUCGACGCCGCGCCCGCCAACAGGCGCGUCUCUACCAAAUACCGGCAGCUCGACUAG
Molecule: messenger RNA, 507 nt
Organism: Schistocerca cancellata (South American locust)
Lineage: Eukaryota; Metazoa; Arthropoda; Insecta; Orthoptera; Acrididae
Product: serine/threonine-protein kinase STK11-like
Exons: 3
Coding region: 1-507 (168 amino acids)
Biological process (GO): protein phosphorylation; intracellular signal transduction
Cellular component (GO): cytoplasm
Molecular function (GO): ATP binding; protein serine/threonine kinase activity
Source: RefSeq, a predicted model, not a curated record